Molecule: messenger RNA, 3978 nt
Organism: Fukomys damarensis (Damara mole-rat)
Lineage: Eukaryota; Metazoa; Chordata; Mammalia; Rodentia; Bathyergidae
Gene: Foxj2
Product: forkhead box J2
Exons: 12
Coding region: 38-1513 (491 amino acids)
Biological process (GO): regulation of transcription by RNA polymerase II
Cellular component (GO): nucleus
Molecular function (GO): DNA-binding transcription factor activity, RNA polymerase II-specific; RNA polymerase II cis-regulatory region sequence-specific DNA binding
Source: RefSeq, a predicted model, not a curated record
UCCUUGCCCCGCCAGAUCCAGAGAGCCCAGAAGUACCAUGGCUUCCGACCUCGAGAGCAGCCUCACCUCCAUAGACUGGCUCCCCCAGCUCACCCUGCGGGCCACCAUCGAGAAGCUGGGCAGCGCCUCACAGGCAGGGCCUCCGGGGGGAAACCGCAAGUGCUCCCCAGGCUCACCGACGGACCCCAAUGCCACCCUGAGCAAAGACGAGGCCGCCGUCCAUCAGGAUGGCAAACCACGAUACAGCUAUGCCACCCUCAUCACCUACGCCAUCAACUCGUCCCCAGCCAAGAAGAUGACCCUGAGCGAGAUCUACCGCUGGAUCUGCGACAACUUCCCCUACUACAAGAACGCGGGCAUCGGCUGGAAGAACUCCAUUCGGCACAACCUUUCUCUGAACAAGUGUUUCCGGAAGGUGCCCAGACCUCGGGAUGACCCUGGGAAGGGCUCUUACUGGACGAUCGACACUUGCCCUGACAUUUCCCGGAAGAGGAGACACCCUCCAGAUGAUGACCUCUCCCAAGACUCCCCAGAACAGGAGGCCAGCAAGAGCCCGCGGGGAGGCGUCCCGGGGGGUGGAGAAGCCUCACUGCCUCCCGAGGGGACCCCUCCGGUGCCGCUUCAGAGCCCCGCAUCCAUGGCCAGCUAUGGCCAGGGCACAGGGGCUGUGGACAGCGGGGCAGUGGCUGCAGGGGCUCCGGGGCGAGACAGCACUGAGGGUCCCCCUCCCCUGUACAGCACCAACCAUGACUUCAAAUUCUCCUACUCGGAGAUCAACUUCCAGGACCUGAGCUGGUCCUUCCGCAACCUCUACAAGUCCAUGCUGGAGAAAUCCUCCUCACAGCACGGCUUCUCCUCUCUCCUGGGCGACAUGCCACCCUCAAACAACUACUACAUGUACCAGCAGCAGCCGCCGCCACCUCAGCAGCAGCCGCAGCCGCAGCAGCCGUCGCAGCAGCAGCCCCCGCCUCAGCAGCCACCUGGCCAGGCGCCCAUCAACAGUCCUGGCUUCGCCUUUCCUCCUGACUGGUGCUCCAAUAUCGACUCCUUAAAGGAGAGCUUCAAGAUGGUGAAUCGGCUCAACUGGUCCAGCAUCGAACAGUCACAGUUCUCAGAGCUGAUGGAGAGUCUGCGACAGGCCGAGCAGAAGAACUGGACCCUCGACCAGCAUCACAUCGCCAACCUGUGUGACUCCCUCAACCACUUCCUCACUCAGACGGGUCACAUCCCCCCACAAGGCUCCUCCCACCGGCCUCCAGCCCCCACCCGCAUCUCGGACUCCUGUGCCCUCACCAGUGGCAAGCAGGAGCCAGCCAUGAGCCAAGUGAACUCCUAUGGGCACCAACAAGCCUCCCACCUCUACCCUGGACCCUCACCAAUGUACCCCAUCCCCACCCAGGACUCAACAGCAUACAAUCGCCCAGCCCACCACAUGGUCCCCCGGCCACCGGUCCCGCCUCCGGGUGCCAGUGAGGAGAUUCCCGAUGACUUCGACUGGGACUUGAUCACUUAAUGCGUCACAGCGUGGACAUCAGCCAGGGCCUGGUGACGAAGUCUGGCCGGGAAGAGAGUGGCCCUGCCCGCCCUCCGCCUGUACAUAGAUAUAUAUCCUCUCUGUUUUCUCUCCAUCAGAGAAGCCACUGCAAGAUGCUGCGAAGAUAACUCCCCCUUUCCUGCCUCAUUCUUCUCUCGUCCUUUCUGUUUUUCCCUCAUUCUUUUAUUAUUAUUCUAAUUAUAUUAUUGUUGUUAUUGUUAUUACUGGUUAUAUCCUCCAUCUCCUGUCCCUACACCAUGGACCGAGUCUACGCCUUGCUGAUUUAACAUCAUCAGGUCAGAAGGCCAGGGCGUGAUAGCUAUAGAGAAAGGUUGCAGUUCCAGUUCAGCUUUCUCUUUGAGGAACUCACUGCUGACCCCACCUUUUAGUGCUAAGUUGUUUUCUGUUCCUGUCUGUUUCAGGCCAGGACUGGAAAGGUCACGUUAUCAAGUAGAAGGGAUCUAAAACUUUGCAGAUUUUACUCAAUGGUGCUAAUUCUGCCCUCUGAGCUGUCUCCUUGUCCUUUUGUACCUUCCUUCCUUACUUCUUCCGACAAUCCUCACUCCCAUGGAGGGUGACAGUAAGAUCCUAGUGGGAUUGCAGCCUGGAUGGGGUGAGAAGCUUGCACAGAAGUGAUGGAAAGGAAGUCAGGGUGAGGUUGGGUGUGCACUGCUGCAUCAUGGGGCGUCCAUUGGCUCCUCCCACCCCAUUCGCUAAGGAGCAUGGGUUGGUCUUUGCUGCAGCUCUGCUUCUGUCGUAGCCCAAGUGCACAAUAUUCACCAUCAGCUCAGCUUCUUGGCGAUGGCUUCAUUUUAACCAUUUUGACUUUUAAAAAAGAAUCCCCUGAAAACUUAACUGCAGCUCUUACUUGGAUUUACAAGUCGUCAUCCUCUGCCUUUCCCCAUCCAGCAUAUUUUAUUUUGUCCUUCUCUAGUUGGCUGCCCAGAGCUACUCAUCUUGUUUUCUUCCUCCAUUUCCUGGGAUUUUCAAGAAAGAGAAAGUGAGCCAUGGUCACUGAGGGUUUCGUCCUGGCCCUGAUGUGGUGGGGGAAUCUCUUCCCACCAGACAGCGGAAUGCAGCUAUGUUAGGGAUGGGAGGAGGGGAAUGAGCUGGCGUGGACCAUGGGUUUCGUGUAUGUCACUGGAUAGCAGAUGCUGCUCUUGAAAUCCAGACUGUGUGGCUUGAAGCUUUUGAGGGGUGCGGGAAAUUGGGUAAAGGGGGCAGAUGACAUCAGAUGGGGUUGGUGAGGGCCCAGGGGCUCCCAGAAGAGGGCGUGAAGGCGAGUCCUCCAGCAAGCGAUUCAUUGCUGUAAAUUCCUAGUGUACAUUGAAUAUUCACUGUUGAAUUUGGGUUAGGAGAGGGAAGAACAAUUUUACAUCCGUUUUUAUUUGACUAAAUUUUCCCUUUCUACAAACUGCAGGACAAAAUGUGUGGCAUGAACAAGACUCUGUAAUGUCUUCUUUUCUUCAUCCUUUGAUUUCUUUGCGAUCUCCAGGCUGUCGUCAGGCUUUCUUCUCCCUUGUUGUCGCCUCUGCUUUCUUGGAAGGGGUUCUGCGCGAGUUUGUGCAGCUGAAGUAAGGGGCGAGCAGGACAGCUAACUAAAGAGCACUUUAUUUCUUUGAAGCCUUUGUGAGAAAGAUGGGAAGGGGUGUGUGUGUGUGGGUGGCUUUGAGUCUCCAUGUGUUGAGGGCACUUUGUGAAGUGCGACACAGUGUUUCCCACUGGGGAGGGGAGCUUUUCUAGGGGAGGCAGCAAAACAUCCGGUUAGGCAGCUCUCCUUACUGCCACAUUCAGGGUGCAUCCUGCACCUUCCUUUCCGUCUUCCUGGGAUUCCCGCUUUACAGAUGAACGCUCCCCUUUUCUAAACCCCCUUCCUACUGAGGCCCACGCAGGGUAGGCAGGGUAGGUGACGUCUUACACACAGGUCGCCCUCGUGCCGCCAUCUCGUGAAGGGCUCUGGUGGCCGCCAGAGUAGCUGACGCUGGGGGCUGGACCUGGAGACUGCUCUUCGGGCCCCCUGAGCUUGCAGGCCCUCUUGCCCACCUCAGCCUUGCUAACGCUGCAGGACAAACCUGACUUCUGUGGGCCUCGGUUUCCCCUCCCCUACAUGAGGUGGAAAGAAUACUCCUUUUUCUUGUUGGUCCAGCGUUGCUGGACACGGAGCCUCGUCAUUGUGGUUGUGUUGGGUGAUGUGUGUGGAAUUGCAGGAGCUCACUGCUUAUAGGAGGAAAUGAGGGCAAAAGUGAGAGGGAUAAAGGAGCAGUAACUUGGUAUCGACCCAUCCAUCCCAGGCUUCCUCUCCUUAAGCCCACGUUUCUGGUUUGGUGAGUCCUUCAUGCCACCCAUAAUGCUUUGCAUUGGUGGAAGCUGGGAAGGGGAUGUGGUCUCAUGGUUGUGUUGUUUUUGGUUUUUUUGUUUUUUUUUUUUUUUGCAUGCUUUCCUAA